AUGCCGAACUACCACUACUCAAAGCUCCAAAAUGACCUCGACGACGAGGAAGAUGUGCAUCAACAAUCUUCCACCAUCGAGUUUUCUUCUCUUAAAGAUUCCUAUCGUUUAAGACUCGUGAUAUCUGGCGGAAUUAUUGCCAUGUUGAUUAUUGCCUUCUUUGGAUUAUACUAUGGAAAGAUGGGGCAUUUGUUUUGUCAGAUGGGUCUAAAACAUGCCAAUUCUCCGAAGGCAUGA
Talaromyces marneffei is the source of this 237-nucleotide messenger RNA. RefSeq lists its product as uncharacterized. The record is from RefSeq and is a predicted model, not a curated record. The transcript is spliced from 2 exons. The coding region runs from base 1 to 237 and encodes 78 amino acids. Lineage: Eukaryota; Fungi; Ascomycota; Eurotiomycetes; Eurotiales; Trichocomaceae.